Messenger RNA from Sungouiella intermedia, 888 nucleotides. The record is from the annotation of a GenBank genome assembly. Lineage: Eukaryota; Fungi; Ascomycota; Pichiomycetes; Serinales; Metschnikowiaceae.
AUGACAAGUCGAGUGAUUGAGCGACCCAAUGAUCUAGAUGUGGAAGCUCCGGAAUUUCCACAUCACGAGUUGCGUCCGUUUGAUGUUUUUGACUCGUCCAAUGACCCUUCGAGUCUUUCACUCCUCAUUCUCAACACAUCCAUGGAAGGGAUCGACAUUCGCCAACUCUGGUCAAGAUCUCACCUCCAUAUCUGUGCAGACGGCGGAGCCAAUCGGCUAUUCGACUAUUUCGAUGAUGAAGAACGCCCUAAGUAUGCUCCGGACUAUAUAGUUGGAGAUUUGGACUCGUUGCGGCCUGAUGUUCGCACCUACUAUCAACAAGUUGGCUCAGUGGUUAUUGAGCAACAAUCCCAAUACUCAUCGGACUUCACCAAGGCCGUCAAGGUGGCCAUGAUCCACCACAGUGACCUCUGUGAGAAAUUGAACGUGCCAAUAGAGAUCGUCGACGGUCUCUCCGCCGUUCUCUCACAAGUCUCUACGUUGCACCCAUGCUCUAUACUAGUAGCAGGAGGAAUGGAUGGUCGAUUCGACCAGACGUUCCAGCUGAUCAACCAGCUCUACAGCUUGCAUUGCGAGUACUCGCAUUUGCAUAUUUUCUUUGUCAGUGGGUCGGACGUGGUGUUUUUGGUGCCCAAGGGCAUUACCUACGUAAGGUAUAGGCACCGGAAUGGGUUUAGUGAGGAUGCGGUGCCCAAAUGUGGUUUAUUGCCGUUUAGGGGCCUGGUGACCUUAAAUACAAAAGGCUUGUUAUAUGACGUGGAGAACUGGCCAUCGUAUGUUGGAGGCAAUGUUCUGUCCAGCAAUGGCAUAGUUGGAACCUCUGGAUUUAUAGUGGACUCCACUGAAGAUAUUAUCAUGAAUGUCGAGAUUUCGCUGGCACGAGAGUGA